Salpingoeca rosetta is the source of this 918-nucleotide messenger RNA. RefSeq lists its product as uncharacterized. NCBI's taxonomy places the organism in Eukaryota, Choanoflagellata, Craspedida, Salpingoecidae. The record is from RefSeq and is a predicted model, not a curated record. The coding region runs from base 1 to 918 and encodes 305 amino acids. The transcript is spliced from 4 exons.
AUGGCCAAUAUCGCAGCCCUCGAACAGCAAUUGCUGGAAGCAGAAGCCAAGCAAGUGGAGUUCCUGCACAGUGCAAGGGAGCGCCUGGCAAAGGCGGCCGGUGUGCUGCGAGAAACCGCUGCGCGGUACACAGCAUGGCAGCGUACACGACAGCGGCUCCACCUCAAACGACAGCAGCUUCGCACCGAGUUAUUACAGGCUCAGCAGGAACUGCGGUCCAAGUGCGACAAGCUUGGCAUCAGCGGCACACCAUUGCAGUCCAGGGGCUGUCAGGAUGGGCAAGCGCUGGCAAGCUGGAUACAGAACACGCUCCAACCAACCACGCUUGCGUUCUCCAGCACACCGGCUGCAGCAAUAGCGAAGUCGCAAGGAGACGAGUGGGACACUGCACUCCAGUCAAGCACGGCAGGCUUGCUGGAGGAGACACGCACGGCCCUGACAAAGGCGGAAGAAGAGCAAAGGCGACUGCAUCAAGACCCACACAUCGCUGAGAUGGCCCGCUCUCUCGACACAGAGCUGAGCACCCUUCAAUCACAAGGCAAACAAAACAUACCUGUGGCCGAGCUGCGUAAGAAGGCCCUGACGCCUGAUCAACGCGAAAGGCUUGUGGAGCAAGAGCGACAGCUGGAGUUGGAGCUCAAUGCGUUCCUCAUUGCCGUCCUCGGUUCCGACGAGGAUGACGAUGACGACGGGGAAGAAAGAAGAAAGAGCAAGCAAGACAGUUUCGGCGGCAACGCUGGGCGUCCUGCCACAAGUUGCUCUCGCUCAACACCACACCGUUACCACCACAAGCAUCAUCACCGCGAGCAGUCGCGCCACUUUCACCACCCACGCGUUUACGAACACGACUCCCCUCUUUCCUCAUCGUCAUCUUCCCUUGACCACAUGCACAUCCACUCGCUCCUAAACAGUUCUUGA